Molecule: messenger RNA, 4865 nt
Organism: Pygocentrus nattereri (red-bellied piranha)
Lineage: Eukaryota; Metazoa; Chordata; Actinopteri; Characiformes; Serrasalmidae
Product: KIAA0319-like ortholog
Exons: 22
Coding region: 369-3407 (1012 amino acids)
Biological process (GO): homophilic cell-cell adhesion
Cellular component (GO): cytoplasmic vesicle; plasma membrane
Molecular function (GO): calcium ion binding
Source: RefSeq, a predicted model, not a curated record
UUUGAAGCGUGUAGCGCAGCACUUUUUAAAAGUAUAAACAAUGCGUCCAUAAUCUCUUACACAAAUGAACAGUUUACGGUUUGGUUAAAAUGUCUAUUUUAUGAAACCGCGCUUAUUAACAGGCACUGGACUUUAAUGGUUAAUUGUUGACCAGUUCGGCCAUUUUUGUUUGUGGCAAAACCCUCAAACAGUUCUCGUGCAUUUAAAAUAAUAUUUCCGCAGGCUUUUUAAGCGAAGUGAGCAACUCUGGUGUUCUCUGUGAAUGUCCGGACUAUACGGACAUCUCCAUAGUCCCACAGACUAAAGAGUGAAAUGUUGCUGUGGUCUCAGGAGUUGCUGGUGGAGAAUGUCUCUUCACCUAUCUCCUAAUGUCUUUUUCCACUCUCCACUUUUUAUCUCUUCAUUCUCCACACUGUGCUCGGAGAAAGACUCUUGCUCUUAGUGGGAAGAUGUCCUAUGCAAUAAAAAGCACACAGAGUAGCAGUUUACCACUCUGGACUAGGCCUCAUCAGCUCCUCCUCCUGUCCUUAGGCUAUUUGUUCUGCUUCGGCCCUCCUGCUGGUGUAGAGGCCAGUCUGUGCAGAGUGGCAGGUGGAGUGUUGGGGAUUUCCUGUGGCAGUGUUAUUGGGCUGGGCUGGCGGCCGCUAGCUGUGGACCGUGGUGGGGCAAAGUGCUGGGAGUCGUGCUGCUUAGAGCCCUCCUGCAGUGCGGUGUGGAGUCUUGGGGGAUACUGCGUCCUGCUGAGGUGUUCCCGGGCUGAUGGCUGCUCCAUCACAUCGCUGCCGCAGCCACAUGUUCAGUCUCUGGGCCUCCUGCAGAUGCUCAGCAAGAACACAGCACAUAAGAUGAGAAGCCCCCGCCAGGCAGUGACUGCUGGAGUUAAUAAAGCAACAGAGUUGCAACACAGCAAUCAUGAUACGCAAGUCGCACAACCCUCCAAUCUGACGAGUGCAGUGACUGCUGUUGCUGGGGUGGCCCUCCAGGUGAUGGCCAAUAAAACAAUAACUGAGUUCACCAAUGGCAGCAGUGAAGAAGUGGUUCCCUCAGCUUCUUGGCAGAAUUCUACAUCACCAGACAACACUGUGGAUCAUUCAGCUUCCAACAGCAGUACGGACUUAACAACAGUCGCACCUCAAUCAUAUUCUUCCACCCCAACAGCUCCUGCUGUGAAGGAGCUGGUGGUGUCUGCUGGCAAGAACGUGGAGGUCACUCUGCCGCGCAAUGAAGUGGAGCUAAAUGCGUUUGUAGUGCCAGCGCCACCUCCAGGGACUAAUUAUGACUUUAACUGGCGUUUGAAGACCCACCCCAAAGACUACAGUGGAGAAGUUGAAGGGAAACAUAGCAAGACACUCAAACUAAGCAAGCUUACUGUGGGUCUCUAUGAGUUUGAGGUCAUAGUGGAUGGUGAUGGUGCACAUGGAGAAGGCAACGUCAAUGUUACAGUCAAACCAGAGCCAAGAGUGAAUAAGCCGCCUAUUGCUGUGGUAUCGCCAAAGUACCAGGAGAUCUCCUUGCCAACCAGCUCUACUGUGAUCGAUAGCAGCCAGAGCACCGAUGAUGAUAAGAUAGUAGCGUGGCACUGGGAAGAGGUGAAGGGGCCCCUCCGAGAGGAAAAGGUCUCAGCAGAUACAGCCAUUCUUACCCUUACUAACCUUGUCCCAGGCAACUACACUUUUAGUCUCACAGUGACUGACUCAGAUGGAGCUCAGAGCUCAACCCAAGCCAUGCUGUCAGUCAACAAGGCAAUGGACUACAGGCCUGUAGCCAAUGCUGGACCUAAUCAGGUCAUCACUCUGCCGCGCAACUCUAUCACUCUCUAUGGCAACCAGAGCACAGACGAUCAUGAGCCUCUGGCUUAUGAAUGGUCCCUCAGCCCAGAGAGCAAGGGCAAGGUGGUGGAGAUGCAGGGAGUACGGACCCCUACUCUACAGCUGUCUGCUAUGCAGGAGGGAGACUACACUUUCCAGCUCACCGUCACGGAUUCAUCUGGACAGCAGGACACAGCUCAGGUCACUGUCAUUGUGCAGCCAGAGAACAACAAGCCCCCUGUAGCAGAUGCAGGACCAGACAAAGAACUGACGCUUCCUGUGGAUCACACUACCCUGGAUGGCAGCAAAAGCACCGAUGACCAGAAAAUAGCCACUUAUCAUUGGGAACAGACCAAGGGCCCAGAAGGAGUGAAGAUUGAGAAUGCAGACAGUGCUGUUGCCACUGUGACAGGGCUACAAGUGGGGACAUACACGUUCAUGCUGACGGUGACGGAUGAGAGGGGUCUGCAGAGUUCUGACACGGUCACUGUGAUUGCCCGUGAAGAGCUUGACCAACCACCUGUGGCCAGAGUGCAGUCCAGCCCACCAGUCACGUUACCUGUCCGUACAGCAGUCCUAGAUGGCUCCCAUUCCUCUGAUGAUAAGGGAGGGAUCAGUUUCCUCUGGACUCGGGAUGGCAGUAGCCCAGCAGCUGGGGAUGUCCUGAAAAAUUCUGACCACCAGGCAGUGCUGUUUCUCGACAACUUGGUGGAGGGCAAGUACAGUUUCACUCUGACUGUGACAGACAGCAAGGGCCAGAGCAGCACUGACCGAGGCACUGUGGAGGUCCGCCCAGAUGUGUGGGAACGGGACCUUGUGGAGCUUGUGCUGGAAGUGGCUGUGUCUCAGGUGUCCCACAGGCAAAGGGAUAUGCUGCUUAGACAGGUGGGUGUCCUGCUGGGAGUACUGGACAGUGACAUCACCGUGCGAGAGAUCAACGCCUUUAACGAGCACAGCACUCGUUUAGUAUUCCUGGUGUCAGGAGGACCCGGGCGGCCUCCUCUGUCUGGUCACAGUGUUGCCACGAGUCUGCGUAACAAACUGCGCAAGCAAAAAAAUGACUUCCUUAUCUUCAAAGCGCGGCGGGUGGACACAGUCGUCUGCCAGCUGAACUGCUCCAGCCAUGGUGAGUGUGACUCCUUUACCCGCCGCUGUGUGUGUCACCCUUUCUGGAUGGAAAACUUCAUCAGAACUCAGCUGGGGGAUGCAGAGAGCAACUGUGAAUGGAGUGUUUUAUAUGUGACAAUAGCAUCGUUCAUGAUAGUGGUUGCCCUGGCCACUCUGGUCUGGGGGCUGGUGUGUUGCUGUAACAGACGCAAAGGAAAAGUUAGACGGAAAAGUAGAUAUAAAAUACUUGAAGGAGAUGACCAGGAUAGCAUGGAAUUACAUCCACAUAGAGCAGGCCGUCUGAAGCAAGUCCCUGCUCCCACUUCGUCUGCUCUCAUGCACUCAGACUCAGAACUGGACAGUGAUGAUGGCCAGGCUGGUGUCCCCUGGACUGACCGAGAGCGGGGCCAACUCCUGCGACCCCAAAAUGGGUCCCUGCGCAAUGGUCAAGGGCCGCACAGAGCCAAAAAACAGAGGGAGGAGCUGCUAUAGCGACAUCCAAACCCUGUUUUAUUUCACAUGGACUUUAUACCCCACACUCUGGCCAUGUCACAUAGAAGACUCAUAGUAGUGUCUGUGGAGAGAUCUUUGAAGACUGAAAGCUAGCAUCUCCCACUGCCGGCCCAAACUGAAUCUCUGCCCAAUCUGAGCCAGAAGACACGUGUGAUUCAAUACUAAGGCAAGCACUGUCUUUAUCCUGUAAGAAAAAAAAUCAGUAAUGUGGAGUCAUCUAUGCCCAGAGUCAAUGAGAAUGUAUUAGCUACUUCAGAAGGAGUCAUAGAAUAGGUGAAAUGGGAGAGUGCUGUUUGAAAAAAACAACCAAGUUCCUCUCUGAGAGAGACCCAAGUGGCAUGUCACAAAGGUAAUUGAGCCAAACCCAUUACCGCUAAGUUUUGUAAACUGGUGGUCUGUGCUUCUAAACACUGCCUUGAACACCCCCAAACUAGACCGCUUUCCUACACUUGUGGCAAUAGUGCAGUCGAAGAGCACUGUCCUCAGCGCUGCACCCAUCUCUGCCAAGUUGUAUGAGUGUGCACGUAUGAUUGUGCUGUGCAAGAUUUAUUUUACUGGAAAUAACGCAUGCAUUAUCAGGUUGUGUAUGUGUGUGUGCUAUUUUUGUCUGUAGGGCCUUUUUGGUGAAAUUUGCUUUUUCACACUUAGGUUUAUCAACCUCUUUGCUACUCAAAUCACCAGCAAACAAAAGUGAAGUCUGCUUAGCUUUGUUUGUGAAUGUUAAGAGGAGCAUUUUCGCACUUAAAGGAAUAGAAUGUGUUUUUUGAUGGCUUGUCUCACACUGGAAAAAUCACUGGAAGUAACACUGGACCUCACCUCUCUUUGGCCCUCAGCUUUGUGUCUAAGCUUCUGCAAGAUGGACACAAGAGAAAACAAAAACCUGAGCUUGACUCUUAACCCAAGACUAUUUGAACCUUGUUGACCACUUUGAUGUCUUGUCUGAUUUUAGUUUUCUUUUAACUGGUCACUUGAUCUCUUGCACUUUGUUACACAAACUACUCAUCUGCCCUCACUGGUUGCUUUCUGAAACAUGCUGAUGCUCAUUAGUCAGUUUAAGAAUGCCUUUGAUAAAGGCUUUUGUGAUAAUCUGUGUUUGAUAGACACUUCUUUUUCCAUCGCUCCUCUUCUCGUCAUGACUGACGAAUGAGUGUAUUUUAACUGGACUACUUGAAUGGAGUGUCCACAAGUCAGGAUGUUGUUGGGUGAGAGCUGAAUCAAUGAAUGAGCCCCUUUUUUUGUUAUUUGAUCCAAUUACAUAAAUAUGAAUGCCUUCCUCACAAAUGCAUGAAUGGGUGAUGUAGACCCUACUGAGAGCAGAGGGAAGAAAAAUCUGAGGAUUUUCCUCAUUUUAAACUCCUUGUUUUUAAGUGAAGGACUCCCUGUUCUAUGUGACUCAAUCACAUGAAACUGGAUUAUCAUUAAAUGAAAGUCAAGAAA